This is a messenger RNA of Prorocentrum cordatum, 561 nucleotides long. Lineage: Eukaryota; Dinophyceae; Prorocentrales; Prorocentraceae. The record is from the annotation of a GenBank genome assembly.
AUGUUCGGAAACGACAGUACAGGCCCCACUCAAUCCGGGAUCUUGCUCAAGUAUGAUGGGAAGAAGUGGCACGGGCUCAUCAAGCCUCACUUCGGCGGCGACAACGUGUUCGUGGACUUGACACACAGUGGAGCUACUGUGACGGCUAUUUCUCCAGGUUCGAACGCGGGGUACUAUUCGGAGUGGGAUGCGGUCAAAAGGAAGCAUAAGGGAGUGCGAAUCCUUGCCGUCGUGGGCGAUGAGCCCGACGACAACGGCCAAGGGUAUGGCGAGUCGCCCGUGACACAGCUCAGGGUUCCUGGCCCGCAGGAGAUGGAGUCAGCAGCAAACUCGUACGAAAGAUAUUUGUUCAUGGAAGUGUUGUCCAAAGCCCAGAAGCAGAAUGGGGAGAUCCAUCACCACAAGUCCGACGAUCAGAAGCACCUUGAGGAGAAGGGCGACGGGAAGCAUGGGAUGCAGCAGAAGGAGGGCAACAGUAGUUCGGACUUCACCGCCCAGGAGUACGACGCCGUUUUCGCGCAGCUGUUCGGGCAGGAGGAAGGGGCGGCCAUCCCCGCGAAA